AUGGAAGGACCAAAGGGCUCUAAUGUUUGCCAACAAAUUCUCUCUCCCUCACAAGUUCUUCCCUCCUCAAUCAAAAUUCAGAUUGACUCAUCCACCAUUCUUCCAAUUGUUGAACCUCACCAAAUUCUCUCCAAGAUCUGUACCAACGGCGAUGCAUCAGUGGCUUCUGAUAAAAUCUUUGACGAAAUCGAUGAGUUGAAAUACGAAAUCAAAUCUCGUGCAGGAACGGCAGUUGUUGUAGCGAACAACAAACCUACAAAAUCAAGAUCUUCUCUUUUAUCCAAAAUCCUCAACUUCCAUCGGAACCCAGCACGUUCAGUUUCGAAACCAAAAUACUACCAAACCCUCGAAAUGUCAUCGCCAGAAAAUUAUCUUCGCUCCGCUGAGCCGGCACUCAUGGACAUUGAUACCGUGAGCGAUCUGUUUGUGGAGAAUUACCAAGAAACCAGACAGAUCUGUGCCAGACCUUACGAUUGGCCUCAUGACAAGUCAUUCCAAAGACACACCACUGCGCUAGUCAUUAUCGACAUGCAGAAAGAUUUUGCCUCCGACAAGGGAUAUCUGAAAAAUCAAGGUAUUGACAAUCAACCAAUCCUCGAUAUUGUUCCUAAUAUUCGCAAACUUCUCGAUGCUUGCCGAGCCAAAGGUUUCACUAUUUACCAUACGCGAGAAGGCCACCGAUCUGACCUGUCAACACUUUCCAAACGCGAACAUUUCCGCUCAAGAAACAACGGGAACCGCCUUGGUAUUGGUGACCCCGGCCCACUAGGACGUCUCCUUAUUCGCGGGGAGGAAGGCCACGAAAUUAUCGAUGAAUUAGCUCCUCGAUCGGAUGAGCAGAUCAUUGAUAAGCCCGGUCGGAGUGCAUUUCAGCACACAGAGUUUCGGCUCAUGCUAAACGUGAAGGGGAUCAGGAACCUAAUUUUCUGCGGUGUAACAACGGACGUUUGUGUAAUGAGUACGAUGAGGGAUGCCAACGAUAACAACUUUGAUUGCGUCCUGGUAGAAGAUGCGUGUGCUGCUGGUGUCUAUGAGCAUCACAAAAGUGCAGUUGAGUCAAUUACUGAAGAAGGGGGUAUAUUUGGUGCUGUCACAACGGUGAAAGAUGUUUUGGAGAAAAUGGAGAGGCUCUUAGAUACAACUGAGCCUGGAUUUGUGUCUCCCCAUUCAAUUCCAGCAGGGACGAAUGCUGAUGAUGAAUCCAAGACCGCCCAUUCAAAUGCGGCAGGGAUGGACAAAUCAACACUUGUCCCCGGAACUGCCAUGGGAGAAAAUCAACCCCCUUCUGGAAGUCAAUUUUCAAAAAUCUCCUUGGCUGAACCUACAUCAGAAGUAGGGGAUUAUAUUGACGACGGCUCGUGUCGCCGUAAGCCCACACAAGGAAUCUCAAACCAAUCAAAACCUUCUGGUGAGUAG
This is a messenger RNA of Sclerotinia sclerotiorum 1980 UF-70, 1416 nucleotides long. RefSeq lists its product as hypothetical. The transcript has 3 exons. NCBI's taxonomy places the organism in Eukaryota, Fungi, Ascomycota, Leotiomycetes, Helotiales, Sclerotiniaceae. Bases 1 to 1416 code for a protein of 471 amino acids. The record is from RefSeq and is a predicted model, not a curated record.